Neurospora crassa OR74A is the source of this 4807-nucleotide messenger RNA. RefSeq names its product PSP1 domain-containing protein. The transcript is spliced from 4 exons. Lineage: Eukaryota; Fungi; Ascomycota; Sordariomycetes; Sordariales; Sordariaceae. The record is from RefSeq and is a predicted model, not a curated record. The coding region runs from base 1192 to 3885 and encodes 897 amino acids. Gene Ontology annotation, cellular component: cytoplasm.
CAUGCCAGCAUUCUAGUUCUAGGCUGCGAGUCCAGUGACCACUUGGAUCGAUUCGCGCUUCGACAGUUUGUCUCUUUUUAGUCCCGCCAGGGCCAGCUCCAGCUCCGGCCUGCAGCUAGCUCCCUUCAUCUUCCAUCUUCCGUCCUCACCCUCCCUCCCUCCAGUUCGCCCUUCCUUCCCUUCCAUCUGCUCUUCGCGUCGUCAACCCUUUCCCACCCCGUACUGAUCGUCCGCGGCCGACACGCGCGCGCAACACAUCCAUCACUCGCCCCCUCUCUCUCAGGCUCGGCUUGUUGAAACCGCUACCCGCUGUAGACUGCGCGCAUCAGCUGAUCCUCCGCCCGCCCCGUCCUUUUGGCCCCGAGAGCCGGCUCGUACUUCAAGUUGCGCCGCUUCACUUUCGUCGUCUUAGUUCCGCCGCACCUCCGUCGCACUUCCGUCGGCGUCUAACCCCUCCUGCCUGCCGAGCUUAAAUGCGGGCUCGCCACUUGAACAACUAGAAACUUUAGUCUGUCCUCUUUGUCACCAACGCCAACCGUCCUGCGUCUUCCACACCUGUCGAGUCCUGGUGUUUUUCGAGCGUCCACCUCCUCAUCAUCCUGUCGCCAGUUCCAACCUAAUCAUCUAGUUACACGUCCUGACUACGGUCGGUUGUGACUUUCCAAGCUGCUCUCAGUCCGAUCGUCGCACACAAGAACCUACUGGCUCCUUCAUUGGGUCCUCUGCGGUCUGUUCAACCCGCGUGAGGCGCAGAUCGGUGCCCGCUACAGCACGUAUUGGCCGCUCCAGGAUUCUAGUGUGGACGCCCGCCAAAUCAUCCGUCAGACGUUAGGGUUGUUUAGGGAGCCAGGCAUCCCGUUUCUUAUGACAGGUUUCUCGAAAGAGCUCAGAAAAGUUCUAGGAUCCUACAUCCUGUUUCAUUAUCACCGUGCGGGCUUCAACCGGCAACAACUGUACUGUAGUUCUUCGCACCAUCUUCCAUCGACCAGUUGACGCUCGAUUCCCUAUACUAUCCCUCUCGAGUACAUCAAGGCCAUCACAACAACUCCCACGUGUCUGUGGCUUGCCAGAUAGCGGGUGGGGUGUAUAACCAUAUCUGGUCAAGAAGCGUUGGCUUCCCGAAGAGGCAUAUCUGUUUCAUCACAAGAGAGUCAAGCUUGACGACGCAGCCUCCUAGGCUGACCCUCCACCAUGAGUUCUGGCACAGGUAAGCCUGCUCUACAGGCAAAGACAGGGCAGGGCAACUUUGCCGCGGGCAUGCCCAGCACGCAGGCGAUACUGCUGGACAAGCUGAACCGUGGCUCGACUCCUGACUCCGAAGCCUUGGCGAGCUCAGACGACGAAGUUGACCCACUUCGUCAAGAACCUCCGCCUACCUCAACACAAGCUCCCAAGCAACCUGUCCGCCGGGCAUCAUGGCUGAAUGAUACGUCUCAACCACCACCGCCGCCCCGCCAGCGGAAAGAAUCGUUUGCGAGCACCUCCAUGUCUCCUACAACUUCCCACCCCAGCACGCCAGCUGUAGAUUCUGGGGUCGGUGCCUGGGGCACCCAUCCGGCUGCUUCUGCAGUCCAUGGCCGAUCCCAUGCUGGACCUAGUCCAUUCAGUACUACAUGGGGCGCAGGAAUCUGGACAAACGAGAGGAAUAACCCUCCCUCUCGUUUAGCAGAGGUCUUGCCUUCGCCAACAUCUGGCAUACCGCCUGGCAGCUCGGGCGGCUCGUUUUUUGAUAACGCGCUAGCUCAACAAUCGGUUGGCUCCAGAGAUACAGUCCCAAACCCUCAAAUUCCGUUCCCGAUUCCUCUCCAUCCUACGCCCAAAACCUAUCGAUCACAGUCGUACUCCGUUGGGCAGCUUGACCCAGAAACAUCUCUUCCUUCUGUUGCUACAUCCGCGGUUCUGGGCGGUCGUUCGCGUCCGUUAGGCCAUCCCGGCUUGCAGCAUCGUCCUUCUCGGCCUAGUAUGUUGAGUGAGAUGGCAAAUGAUGGCUCCAUGCUUGGAAAAGUAAAUGAAGACGAUGACGAUGAUAGUACUGGCUCUCUCCAGGGGGCCAGUCAGCAGCAGUCCGCUGAAGCGAAAGCUAUCGAGUCGUUGAUGCGCGAGAAUGCCAUCCUGCGCCAGCAGAAUCAGUAUCAAAGUUCGCGUUUGAGACCUCGGGCAUCUACCUCGAGUGUGUUUGGGUUAGGAAACGCGUACCUCCAGGAAGCUGUUCCCGAAGAGUCAGAUUUUGCUGUUGAUGAACUUGAUGAGGCGAACGAUGGGUCUGACAUCGGCAGGAGGAAUCUGGCCAGACGGAUGAGCGAGUUUGGUGUAGGCCCGUAUCGCACCCCUUAUAUGGCGGAUCAUAGGAAAGUUGAUAACACCAACCUAAAGAGGGCCCUCUGGCAAACAUCUCUCGGGUUCGGGGGACUGGGAGAUAUUCCGCAGAGCAGACGGCACUCGUUUGCUGAUGUGCCAGUCCGGCAGAACUCCAUUGCUUCUAUUGGGGAAGGGAUCGCACCACACGAAAUCGGCCCUCAUGAUUCUGCGCCUGACUACGCUUCUCCCGGUUAUUCUGAUGCUAUGGCACUGGCCAAUGCUGCUCAAGUACAAAACUACUUUACGGGAGGUUCAUCGCAUGCCCUUGCCCAGUCAGCCUAUGGAAAUCAGUUUCCGUCGCCAUACUCUAUGCUUCCCAACGCGUACGCCAACAGGCCCAACUCACCGCAUCGUAACAUGUACGGUGCAGCACAGCCGCGACAUGACCAGCCCCUCUACAUUGUUCUUUUCAAGUGUGCCAGGGCCGAUGUCUUCUAUAUCCAGGAAGGCACAGGGCUUACUGUGAAACCUGGCGACUUGGUCAUAGUGGAAGCUGACCGUGGCACGGAUCUCGGCACUGUCGCCAAGGAUAACGUUGACUGGAAGACAGCAAAGGAACUGAAGGAGCACUAUGCCGAGGAGCAAUAUAGAUGGCUCAUGAUGUACUCCCAGAACGCAGGAAUGGCCCAAGAUGGUGUUGGUGCUGGCCUUAUGGCGGCCUCAAACCUGCAAGGAAGUGCCGUUGGCGGCAUGGGGCCCGCCGGUCAACACCACAUCCAGGAGCCUAGUUCAGGAGAAUUGAAACCGAAAUUAAUCAAGAGGCUGGCGCAGGCUCACGAGAUUCACGCUCUGAGAGAGAAGGAGGGAAAUGAGGCCAAGGCCAAGCGAGUGUGCAUGCAAAAGGUCAAGGAGCAUGGCUUGAACAUGGAGAUUUUGGAUGCCGAGUUCCAGAUGGACUGGAAGAAACUGACCUUCUACUACUUCGCCGACUCCUACAUCAACUUCAAUUCUCUGGUUACCGAUCUCUUCAAGAUUUACAAAACUCGGAUCUGGAUGUCAGCUAUCAACCCCGCCUCUUUUGCGAGCCCUACCCUUGGCUUACAGGCGCCUAGCGGAAUUGGCCCCGGAGCUGUCGGUGUCAGCCGCGCCUCUGCAGCAACAGAACGCCGUCAAAACACGCAGCAACAGGACCAACAAAGCGUUUACACUGCUGCUGGUCAGACGGGGCGGAACAUCCAAGGGGGGUUCCCAGGCGCCUUCACCCCUGACCGAGCAAUGGUACCAGGAUCUGGCUACUCUUUACAAACUUAUCCCUGGAAUUCUUACGUUCCGUUCGGGGCCGCUUCGAGGCCCGGACCCGGACCCGGACUCGGAGGACUGUCAUACGCUGUGCCCGGUAUGAUGCCGAAUUCCGAUACCUACACAGCCGGUGGUUUCCCACCGGCGGUAGACUACUCUGCACGAUCCCGAUUUCCAACACCCCAGGCAACCUCUGGGCAGCACGAACAGAUAGGCUCUGCACAAGGGGCACAGGCAGACUGGGCAACGGCGUUCCAAGGCCUUUCUCUCAAAUCGAACCCCCGUUGAUACCUCUUCAUGUUAUCUCUGGCCCUUCUUAUUCAGGUUUGGGACGGUUCGCAUCGCCGUGGUUAAACAUCGAACAUGGGAGCCACUCUAACCAAGGGAACUGAUACACGAGAUCUGGGGACAACACAUUGAAGUGGUUGCAGGUGGACCAUAUGUUCACCAGUACAAAAUCAUGGAAUUCGUCAAAUUGCACUACUCCAGUCAGUCAUCUCGUUGAGUGCGUUGACUGUUGUUGAUCGUUUAGGAUGACAACCCAGGCCAAAGACUGAUAUACGACCAUCUUUUAUUCUUGCACGGACGGAGUUGAAACAAAAUAAUAGACAGACAGACAGAAAGAAAGUAAGACGGCAGACAGACAAACACGAACGAGACAUUGUAUGGGAUCGGAAGUUUCAAUUCUACUUAUAUCACGACAUGACCAAGAUAAUACUUUGCUUCAGGGGGAUCGCAGACGAAGAUGGCUGAGGUACUACUUUCGUACAUUCACUUGUUUCUUGUUCAUUUCACACCCAUUCAUCACCAUCUCGUCUUCACGACGGGGCACAGAACCUGCCGCCAUGCCUGUGUUAUGAUAGUUGCCUCCAGGGGUCCCAUCAUUCAAUUGAUGCAGCGGCACGAAAUUGAUGGCAGCCAUAGACACGCAAAAGAAGAAAAAAAAAAGAUUAAGAAGAAGAAGAUGAAGAAGAAAGACAGAGACACAAGAACGAGCACCAAAGGGGGCAUCAAAGAGACCAGCGUUGCAACGGCUUUUCCAUUCCGGGGCAGACGAGAUAUUAUAGGGUGUAAUCUGUUUAAUACAACAGAGCGGAACUUUGUUGUAUAGGAUAAAGCGCAUGUUAUGGAUACAGACGGCUUAUAGCAACGACUAGGUACUUUUUCCUGUUAGUUUAGUUCGUAAAUUUUGCAAGUACUCGUUCGAUUC